Messenger RNA from Danio aesculapii, 3567 nucleotides. RefSeq lists its product as uncharacterized. Gene Ontology annotation, biological process: DNA recombination; DNA integration. The transcript is spliced from 15 exons. Gene Ontology annotation, molecular function: DNA binding. The record is from RefSeq and is a predicted model, not a curated record. Lineage: Eukaryota; Metazoa; Chordata; Actinopteri; Cypriniformes; Danionidae. Bases 580 to 3093 code for a protein of 837 amino acids.
UCUGAGACUGAACAACAGGUGCAUGCUUUGGUCAGCUGUGCAGCAGGAGAUGGGUCAAAGGAGAUCUCAACAACGUCUGAUUCUCAGCUGACAUGUCAUGACAACACUCAACAGGUUUGUUCUGAGACUGAACAACAGGUGCAUGAUUUGGUCAGCUGUGCAGCAGGAGAUGGGUCAAAAGAGGUUUAUUCUGAGACUGAACAACAGGUGCAUGAUUUGGUCAGCUGUGCAGCAGGAAAUGGGUCAAAGGAGGUUUUUUCUGAGACUGAACAACAGGUGCAUGCUUUGGUCAGCUGUGCAGCAGGAGAUGGGUCAAAGGAGAUCUCAACAACGUCUGAUUCUCAGCUGACAUGUCAUGACAACACUCAACAGAACUGUAAACAUGUCAUAAUUUCCUCAGUAGUAUCAAGCUUGAAUAAAUGUGAUUGCUGUAGUGGUCCUUAUUCCGCUUUUAAGUGGGCUGGUGUGAGAUGUAAGGUUUGUUCCCGCUUCUGGCAUAAAACUUGCUAUGAUAAAAAUGUGAAGCCCAAACCUGACCCCUUAACAUCCGAUUCUGAAGUAGAAUUUUCCAGUGAGAACAUGUCGGAUGAGGACUAUGUACCUAAUUCUGUCUCAGAAAGUUCAGACACAAGCAAAGCUUCUCCAGAAAAACUCUUAAACAUUAAAAAUACUGACGUGUUCGGCAUCAAAUCUACUGCAGAAAUUCAAAAUGGUAGACCAUGCCAAGACAGUGUCAUAGGUAAAGAUUCACUCCCAAAAGUUCCAGUCUGCACAGCACAGCUUGAAAUGCCUAGUAAGAAAGGCAAACAAGUACAAAUAUCGAAAGUUCACAGCGAUGUAAGCGUUGGCAAUACUGAAAACACUGUUGAGGAUCUCACAGGCACAGGGGAUGAUCCAUCUUUACACUCUUCAAAUAUAUCUUCCUCAGUAAGCAAAAAGAAUUACUGCUACAUUUGUGGAAAACCACAGUCAAAAUUUACACGCCACUUAAAAAUCCAUGAGAAUUCCAACGUCGAUGUUGCUCGGGCUUUGGCUCUACCAAAACAUUCCAAAGAGCGUCUAAAACUUCUGAACAAACUGCGGAACAAAGGGAACUAUGAACACAAUGCAGAUGUUUUAGCGAAUGGGACUGGAUUGUUAAAAAUCAAACGUAAGCCAAAGAAAAGAUAUGAAUCAAAAGAUUAUGUGCAUUGUAUGUAUUGCCAUGCAAUGUUUCUCCGAAAGGAUCUUUGGAGACACGUUCGAAAUUGUCUUUCCAAACCAGUGGAAGAUCAGGCAGUGCCAGGAAGAAGUAGGGUAUUGUCUUUGGCAACAAUGUCUAAUGCAGCCCUCUGCCAACAAAUAUCACAAGGUGUUUGGAAACUGCUAACUAUGAUGAAAGACGAUGACAUCUCUGCUGCUGUGCGGAGUGACUUUUGCAUUCUUCAGCUGGCCCAGUCAUUUUACAAUAAACAUGGGCAGGAUCCCACUAAAUAUGACUAUAUUCGACAGAAGCUCCGGGAAAUUGGAAGACUUCUGCUGAUUCUGAGAAAGGAAUUUUCUGUACAGACUCUUGAAGAUGCUGUAAGACCUGCAAAUUUCAAUGUUGUUAUCCAGGCUGUCAAGAAGGUAUCUGGGUUUGAUGAUGGAAAACACUCAUUCCAGACUCCAAGCCUUGCCCUUAAGUUGGGCCACUCACUGAAUAAGAUAUGUGACAUUGUACAUUGCAGAGCUCUAAUGGCAGAAGAUGGUAAGGGGAUAAAGUCAACCCAAGCAUUCAAAAAGCUGUAUGAUGCAAAGUGGUCUGAACUCGUUUCCCACACAGCUUUGACCACCUUGAAUGAGGGGCGCUUUAACAAGCCAUCUACCCUCCCUUUCACAGAGGAUGUACAAUGUCUUCACCAGCAUCUUGAAAAGGUUGUUGAUUUAGCCUCUGAGAACUUGAAACAGAUGCCAUCAGCACAAGUCUAUGGCGACCUAUGCAAAGCAACCCUUGCAAAAAUAAUACUGUUCAACCGGCGACGUGGAGGAGAGGUUGCAAAAAUGCAACUCAAAGGUUUUCUAGAGAGGGACACAGCUCCCCUACAUAAAGAUGUUGCUGUUGGGCUAACAAAGUUUGAACAAAAACUUUGUACACAUUUCAGUCGGGUGGAAAUUAGGGGUAAAAGGGGGCGAAAAGUGGCAGUUUUGCUGUCACCAGACAUGGUUGAUGCCUUAACACUCCUCAUAAGCAGAAGAAGGGAGUGUGACGUCCCUGAGGAAAACCAAUUCCUGUUUGCUCGACCAAGCUGUUUGAGUUGUUAUAGAGGACAAGACUGUCUGAGGAUCUAUGCACACGAGUGUGGUGCACAAAACCCGGAACUCCUCCGGUCGACCCAACUGCGCAAACAUGUGGCAACUUUGUCGCAGGUGCUUAACCUGAAAAACCACGAGUUGGACCAAGUUGCGGACUUUUUGGGCCACGAUAUUCGUGUGCACAGAGAAUACUAUCGACUUCCAGAGGCUACAACCCAGCUGGCCAAGAUUUCAAAGUUACUCCUCGCUGUGGAGAAAGAUUCUCUUUCAAAUCUCCAGGGCAAAACCCUAGAAGAAAUUGAAAUUGAAGACAAGUUAGACUUUUCUGAUUCGGAACAUAGUGAAGACAGUGAUGCUGAGGAGGCACAUCCACAGACACAAACAGAAACAGAUACAGACCCUGCCUUAGGAGGCCCAUCUAAAGAUCAUUGCAUGAAGGACAAAUAUCACAGCAGGAGGGAAGAGCACGAACAACCUGGAAUGAAGAAAGCUAGGCAGCCUGUUGUGAACCCACCAGGCACCUCAGAUGAUAUUGAGACUUCCUUUGGAGGCUCAUCUCAAGGGAAUCACGAAAAUUCUGCUGAAAAAGAUCUGGACGAUGCUAAAAGGAAGCAGAAACGAGCCUGGUCUUCAACUGAAAUUUCAGCAGUACAGAGGCACUUCCGCGACCACAUAGCAGGGGGUAAACUCGCCACUAAAAUUGAAUGCCAGCAGUGCAAGAAUGCUGAGCAUCCAGCUUUGGCUACUCGCACACUCCAAAACAUUAGGGAUUUUGUCAGGAAUCGAGGCUUAACCCUAAAAAAGAAACCUUCUCAUUAGGUGUUUUUGUUUUUUUACUUUUUGUUUAUAUGCAAGCGGAAUAUUCUUCUGCUGUUGAAGUUUGUUGAUGGAUAUGCUAUUAGCAAUGUUUAGUUUAACUGUUAUGUUUUAGGAACAGUUAAAUUAUUUAAGAUCCCCUCUUUACACUUGCAUUAAGAGCGUUUGUUUUUUCGUUACACACAGUACACAGGAUGUUUCUUGAUACACAAAAUGGUCUUGUGAUGUAAAAUAUUAAGGGCAACUACUGUAAUGUUGUUAAAAUUAAACUUUGCUCGUUGUUCACAGACCGUGCAUACUGUUAUAUGUCCACCGCUGGUUUGAAUGUUGAUUCUUUGCUUAAAAUAUGAUCACCCACUCUGGGUUUGUCUGCAAACAACCGGCUAGACUUGCAUUGUGGAUAGAUCGAUAGAUAGACAGACAGACUAUCCCUUAUGUCACUCCCAAAUAGUACACCCUUGAAUACACACUAUUAAA